UUUCCACGAAUUAAAUAAGGAUUCAAUUUUUUCUGUCAAAUAGGAAACUUAAAUGUUAAGCUGAACAAACAUUUUCAUAUGAUUUAAUUGGAUUAUAAAUGAGGACAAAUGAGAACUUGUCUCAAAUGAGAAAAUCUGAAGUCUGAAGUUUGAAGAAAACUUACUUCAAAACAUGGUGGCAGCUCAGUAAGACUGUUCAUUUUUACUAGUCAUUAGAAUUUUAAGAAGCUUAUUCUGCAGGAGUGUUUGAUACAAUUUGUAAACACCAAACCAAUAAGCUUCAAACAAAUUGAAGGAUGACGUCUGAAGAAACGCAGAUUCCGGAGGAACUGAAGGGUUGUUAUGAAAAUCUUAUUGUGAUCGACAUCGGCGCAAAUCUGACAAACAAAAAGUAUGGUCGCGAUCUCGAUUCAGUAAUUCAAAGGGCGAAAGAUGCAGGCGUACAAAAAAUAAUGGUAACAGGCACAUCAGUCAGAAAUAGCAAAGAGGCACUGCGAUUGACUCGAUUGUACCCUGGAACUAUAUAUUCCACAGCAGGCGUGCACCCGCACGACGCCAAGUCGAUGGCGGAGGAGGAGCUGUGGGCGGAGCUGCGGCAGGUGGCGGCGGCGCCCGAGUGCGUGGCGCUCGGCGAGUGCGGCCUCAACUACACCAAGGACUUCUCCGAGCCCCACGUGCAGCGCGCCGUCUUCAAGCGGCAGGUGGAGCUGGCGUGCGAGCUGCAGAAGCCGCUGCUGGUACACGAGAAGGCGGCGCAGGAGGACGUGCUGCGCAUCCUGGAGGAGGGCGGUGCGCGGCUGCCGCCGGUGGUGGUGCACUCGUUCACCGGGUCGGCGGAGCAGGGCCUGCGCUACCUGGAGCGCGGCUGCUACCUGGCGCUCACCGGCUACGUGUGCAAGGACAAGGCGGCCGACGGCGUGCGCCGCCUGCUGGCCGACCGCCUGCUGCCGCUCGACCGCCUCCUCGUCGAGACCGACUCGCCCUUCAUGUACCCCAACGUGCGCGCCUCCAAGCUGCCGCCGCACGUCAAGUCCUGCCUCACGGAGAGGUCCAUGAACUUCGUGAACCGCUACUGCACGUUCCAGCGCAACGAGCCGUGCGCUCUGCCCGCAGUGGUCGAGCUGGCCGCCGGCUUCCUCGGCCGCAGUGCGCAGGACGUCGCCCUCGCCACCGCAUUCAACGCCCUCAAGCUCUUCGGCCUCAGCCACUGACCCCACCCCCACCCCCACCCCACUCACUGCAGACAUUUUAUAACUAUUUAUGAUUUAUGAUUUACAAUAAGUAAUAUAGAUAUGCAGAUGGGGCGCGAGACGUGAAGACGUGAGCUGCCACUUUAUAUUCUUGCCAAGGAGUGCGACUCGCCCACGCAUCAUGACAAAAUAAUAUUGAUAUUAGUCCAAACGAAGCGAACCACUUGCUAUUAUUAUGUUUUGAUUUUGCAAAAUCAAAGGUUAAUUUGGUAUGAGCGUACCUGAGCGUUGCAGGCUGCCGAGUGUGUGCCGCGUGUGUGUCGCGAGCUUGCCGCGUGCGUGUCGCGUGCGCAUACAUAUAUUGUCCGUUGCUUAUGAUUGUGCUUUGUAUGUUUUAGUUUAUAGUGUAUAGUGUGCGGUUGCGGCUGCGGCUGCGGCUGCGGCUCGGGCCGAGGCUCUGCGCAGAGCAUAUUCCUAUACAAGUAAAGCAAUUAUUUUCACGGAAUAUUGUAAAUAGUGGUAAAUGUGUAGCGAGGGCUGGCUGCUGUAGUCACAACGAAAUCAAAGACUGCAAGUAUUAAAUAAACGACGUGUACAGCUUUUGACAUGUUCUUGUUUUUGUAAUUAAUAUUUUUUUAUUUAUUUAAUAAUGUUUAGCGAAAAGGAGAAGGAGGAGGCGCCGGCGACGUCGACUCCUUUAUUUUUUGACAAUCACUUUGUUUUGUUUGAUGUUAUUUAAGAGUAUCUACUACUAUAUAGUGCCUUCGACAAAACGUCCUUUUGUGAUACGAUAUUAUAUUACUUAGAUAUUGUACAGAUUAUUUCUUGCAAUAAAUAUAUAAAAUUA
Molecule: messenger RNA, 2037 nt
Organism: Papilio xuthus (Asian swallowtail)
Lineage: Eukaryota; Metazoa; Arthropoda; Insecta; Lepidoptera; Papilionidae
Product: tat-linked quality control protein TatD
Exons: 6
Coding region: 297-1211 (304 amino acids)
Cellular component (GO): cytosol
Molecular function (GO): single-stranded DNA 3'-5' DNA exonuclease activity
Source: RefSeq, a predicted model, not a curated record